This is a messenger RNA of Salvelinus fontinalis (brook trout), 2120 nucleotides long. RefSeq names its product fermitin family homolog 3-like. Gene Ontology annotation, biological process: integrin-mediated signaling pathway; regulation of cell-cell adhesion mediated by integrin; leukocyte cell-cell adhesion. Lineage: Eukaryota; Metazoa; Chordata; Actinopteri; Salmoniformes; Salmonidae. The coding region runs from base 1 to 1929 and encodes 642 amino acids. The transcript has 14 exons. Gene Ontology annotation, molecular function: integrin binding. Gene Ontology annotation, cellular component: cell-substrate junction. The record is from RefSeq and is a predicted model, not a curated record.
AUGGCUGCUUGGGAUCUGUCUGUGACAGUGGAGGAGCUUGGCCCAGAGGCCACACCCUUCAAAGUUAGCGUGACCUCAGACCUGCACAUUGGUGGUGUCGUACUCAGAAUUGUGGAGAAGACACAGAUAAAGAAGGACUGGUCAGACCAUGCCCUGUGGUGGGAGCAGAAGCAGCAGUGGCUGCUCCAACUAUCCUGGACCCUUGAGAAGUAUGAGAUCCAUGCCGAUGCUCGCCUGAGGCUCACCCCCCAGCACAAGCCCCUGAGACUGGGCCUACCCAACGGGACCACUCUGAGGCUUCAGGCCUGCUUCUCUCAUCCAGUCUUCCAAACUGUUAUUGGGGUCUGUCGUCUGCUGAACAUGCGUCACCCAGAGGAGCUGUCGUUGUUACGGCCAGUGGAGGAGAAGAAAAAGAAGAAAGACACAGAGGAGGAAGUAGUAGUAUAUGAUCUAACAAGCCUUCGGAUCUCAUCAGGUCCAGCUCACACCCUGUCCAAUGGCAUGCCUGUGCACUUUGCUGACUCACCCCAGACUGAGGCUGUGUAUAAGAUGUUGUCUGUCAGCCUACCUGCUCCUGAGACUAUCACCAAGACGCCCCGUCCCACCAGCCUUGUGGACAAGGCCCAAGUUCACAGCAGAUGGCUGGAUUCGUCUCGUUCUCUGCUCCAACAGGGAGUGCAGGAGCAUGACAGACUGCUGCUACGCUUCAAAUACUACUGCUUCCAUGACCUGCAUCCCAAGUAUGAUGCAGUCCGUCUGACCCAGAUGUAUGAGCAGGCUCGCUGGGCCAUCUUGUUAGAGGAUGUUGGCUGCACAGAGGAAGAGAUGAUGCUCUUUGCUGCCCUUCAGCACCACAUUGGUAAGGUGUCUCUGUCAGAGCCCCGGCUGAUGAAAUCAUGUCCUGCCAUGGAUGACCUUGACUCCGCCCUUCAGUGUUUGGAGGUGAAGAUGGAUGCAGAGGAGUGCAGUGCUGAAGACAUGCUGGAAACAAUGACGGUAGCACCAGAGCUGCAUGACUACUUGAACAUCUUCAGACCAAAGAGACUGACACUAAAGGGCUAUAAGCAGUUCUGGUUCACGUUCAACAACACAUCCAUCUCCUACUACAAGAGUAAAGAGGAGAGCCUCAAGGAGCCCAUUCAGCAGAUGAAUCUCAAAGGCUGUGAGGUGGUCCCAGACGUUAGUGUGGCUGGUCAGAAGUUCUGCAUCAGACUGCUGAUUCCUGGGGCUCAGGGCAUGAAUGAGGUCUACCUACGCUGUGAGAAUGAGCUGCAGUACAGCAGGUGGAUGGCAGCUUGCCGUUUAGCCUCCAAGGGGAAGAGUCUAGCAGACAGCUCCUUCUCUAAUGAGGUGCAGAAUAUCCAGUCCUUCCUGGACAUGCAGCGAACCACCCCCGGGGUCAAAGCUGCUCAGACUGAUGACAUCAUCAACACACACGGCCUUGUAUCCCCACGCUACCACAAAAAGUACAAGUCCAAACAGCUAACUCCCCGCAUCCUGGAAGCCUAUCAGAAUGUGGCCCAGCUCCCUCUAACAGAUGCUCUCCUCAGGUUUCUUCAGAUCUGGCAGGCUCUACCUGAGUUCGGGGUGUGUUAUUUUGUGGUGAGGUUUAAGGGAUGCCGUAAAGAUGAGGUCCUCGGCGUCACCAACAACCGUCUCAUCCGCAUUGACCUCGGCACCGGAGAUGUGGUGAAGACGUGGAGAUACAACAUCAUGAAGCAGUGGAAUGUCAACUGGGAUAUCCAGCAGGUGGCCAUCGAGUUCAAUGGCAAUGUGAACAUUGCCUUCAGCUGUGUGACUGCUACCUGCAAGAUUGUGCACGAGUACAUUGGGGGCUACAUCUUUAUGGCCACACGCACCAGAGAACAGACAGAGGUGUUGAACCAGGAGCUCUUUUACAAGCUGACUGGUGGCCAUGAAGCCCUCUAAAUAUCCAUGAGAUGAACACCUGGAUCUCUCUUUAUGGUUUCAUGAUACUGUCAUAGACAGCUAGCUGGUCUGACUAGCAUGGUCUAGCUGGUUAUGUUUGUUGUCCAGCAUAGUCUAGCUGGUCUGACCAGCAUGGUCUAGCUGGUUAUGUUUGUUGUCCAGCAUAGUCUAGCUGGUCUGACCAGCAUGGU